Messenger RNA from Teleopsis dalmanni, 4957 nucleotides. Its product is annotated as myotubularin-related protein 3. Gene Ontology annotation, molecular function: phosphatidylinositol-3,5-bisphosphate 3-phosphatase activity; protein phosphatase binding; metal ion binding. Gene Ontology annotation, biological process: dephosphorylation; regulation of autophagy. Bases 483 to 4565 code for a protein of 1360 amino acids. Lineage: Eukaryota; Metazoa; Arthropoda; Insecta; Diptera; Diopsidae. The transcript has 15 exons. The record is from RefSeq and is a predicted model, not a curated record.
GCUUUAUUAAAAAUAAUUAAAAUUACGAAAUUUUUAACAUAAAUUAUUCAAUUAUAUUCACAAGAAAGUUAUUUGAGCAGAAUAACAUAGAAAAGUUUAUUAGAAAUUAUUUGAAAAGAUCGAAAAAAAGGAGUUUAAAAUUUUUUCGCAUUGGAAACAAAGAAAGCUCAACAAAGCGGAGAACAAAAAAUUAUAUGAGAAUAUAAAAAAUAAAACAAGUUUUACUUUUCCACUAUAUUCGUAACAGAAAUACCAUAAAAGCGGACAAGAAGUGCAUUAAAGUAGAAAAUGAAAAAAGUUAUAAAAAUGAAACAAAUUUUUUAAGUAGCUUUCCCCCAAAAAACUAAAGUUAAUAAAAGUUAAAAAUUAAAAAAAAAACCCUGGUGUUGAAUUUAAUUUAUUGAAAAAAGGUUGUCAAUCUACUGUUUUAGUUUUUGUGCGUUUUUGUCGAAACGGUACUGAAUAAUAUAAAUAACAGAUAAAUGGAGGGAUCCGAUGGAUCGCCUCCUCAAUCACUUUGCAUGAUUCGAGCUGCUGAACUAUUUCCUAAACAACAAAUGGAAAAAGAAGAUACACAAUUGGUUGUCCCAUUUCAAGAACUUGCUGGAGAAUCAGUAAGAUAUUUGGGUCGCACCGAUGAUGGUGUACUAGCACUAUCGAAUUAUCGUAUAUUUUUACUUAAGAAUUCAAAUAACUCUGAAACUUCUGUACCACUUGGACUAAUUGAGUCGGCACAGUGCCGAGAUCUAUUUCACCUUAUCAUAAAUUGUAAAGAUGCAAGCACAGUAAAAUGUUCCUUUGAGACGGCAGAACAAUGCUCAGAAUGGCAACGUCGAAUUCAAAAUUCUGUUGGAAUACCAGAAACAUUAGAAUCACUGUUUGCAUUUCCUUUCUAUUCAUGGACAUAUGACAGUAUCAAUUGUGGUAAUUCAGCAAAUAAUGGCAGUAUUGAAAACCCGCCUUCUUCUGUAUGUUCAGCUCCUGAUUAUUCAGAACGUUUGCAAAGAUCCGCACAAUAUGAGGAAGAUUUUAUGCGUGAAGUAGAGCGGUUAGGAUUUGAUGUAAAUGGUUCUUGGCGCAUAUCGAAUGCAAAUGCAGAUUUUAAAUUAUGCCCAUCGUACCCACAAAAAAUACUUGUUCCCUGUUGCAUCUCAGAUGAUACCCUUAAUAUAGUGGCAAAUUUUCGCGGAUCAAGGCGGUUGCCUGCAGUUGUUUGGCGUCAUCGGCGAUCUGGCGCUGUUAUAGCUCGUUGCAGUCAACCUGAAGUUGGUUGGCUUGGCUGGCGCAAUGCCAAGGAUGAACAACUACUUAAAGCUUUAGCUGAUGCAUGUGCUUUUGAUAGAGGUGAACAGAGUCGCAGACUUUUACAAACAAAAUCUGGUAAUUGUCCAAUUCCUUCCGGUGAAAACUCACCAACCAGUCCAGAUGAUAGUCACGAGGAGGUGGCGUUUGAUGAAGUGAGAAAAGUUUUAAUUGUUGAUGCACGUAGUUAUACUUCAGCUGUAACGAAUCGUGCACGUGGUGGCGGUUGCGAGUGUAUCGAAUAUUAUCCUUGUGCAGAGAUAGAGUUUAUGAAUUUAGGUAAUAUACAUGUUAUACGUAAAAGUUUUCAUGCACUGCGUCAAUUAUGCGCUUCGCCAGCAGACGUACCAAAUUGGCUUACUUUACUGGAAAAAACUAUGUGGUUACAACAUUUAUCAGGACUUUUGACAGCAUCAAUGACAGUUUGUCACGCAAUUGAAAAGAAAGGUCGUCCUGUUUUGGUGCACUGUUCAGAUGGUUGGGAUCGGACUCCACAAAUUGUUGCCACUGCACAACUAUGUUUAGAUCCAUUCUAUCGCACAGUAGAAGGUUUUCGUGUAUUAGUUGAACGUGAAUGGCUGAGUUUUGGUCAUAAAUUUGCAGAUCGUUGUGGUCAUGGACCUGGUUCCGAUGAACUCAAUGAACGAUGUCCUGUAUUUUUACAGUGGUUAGAUUUAGUACAUCAGUUACAUAAACAAUUUCCAUGCAGUUUUGAAUUUAGCAUGGGUUAUUUGAUAAAAUUAGCACAACAUUCACUCUCAUGUUUAUUUGGCACAUUUUUGUGUAAUACAUUAAAAGAACGCGUAGAGAACUCCGUUUUUGAACGUACGUUUUCAGUUUGGCCAUUUUUGUCUGGAUCUAUGUAUAAAAAUCCUUUGUAUAUGCCUAAUAAGGAAAAGGUAUUAUGGCCAGCUCAUAAUGUUCGUGAUUUAUACUUAUGGACUGAAGUUUAUUGGGGUAGUUUGGGUAACCAAAACUCAAUUGAUUUUCCAUCUUGUAAUGUUGAUGGGUUAAAUGGUUCAAUAAGUAGGUUAUUUAUUUUUGCCAUACAAGCAUUUAUGUUAAUACAAGGUUUUUUUUUUGAAGGUCCAAUGGCUAAGACGAGAUCUUAUGGUGAUUUAAUAAGUGCUGGUAUAAUUCAAAACGGAUUAUCUAGAAGAUCUAGUGACCCCAAUAUGACUGUCGAUCCAAAUUUAAUCAUUGGGUCAAGUUCGGAAAAUGAUUCAAUUGCGGAUAUGCAAUCCGAGCGUGAAGAUUCACCUGAUAUUAUAGCAAAUUUUAUACAUGACACUACGAGAAAACUACAAAACCUAACAACCGAAUUAAAUAAUCCUGAUGAAGAAGUUCUGAAUAUUCGGCAAAAGAUUGAUAAGUUAAAUGUAAGCGAAAGUGAAACAAAUGAAAAUUAUGAAGAAACAAUGCAGAAGUUAGUACAACACCAACAGCAAAUGUUGCAGCACCAACAAAGCACAGAUAUUCUAUUAAACACUAAUAACCAAACACAUAUAACAUUAACAAAUGACUCAACAUUGUUAUCUAGUCCUCAAGUUCUUCAUUUAAAUACAAAAAAUUGUGAACUUGAUACGAUUUCACAUAAGUACAAAGAUAAUGAUAUGAUAUGCGCACCAUCGAGUUCCAUAGCUGUCUUAACCUCAAAAACAGAAUUACAAGACGCACUUGAUAGCUGUAUUACUGACAAGACUGUAUCAACAUGUGAAAAUAUUUGUAAUAAAGAUAAUAUCGUCAACACAACAAAUAUACUCGAAAUUGUAACUAAUGGAGCGACAAAUGAAACGAAACCACUCGUGAAUGUAGAUUUAUUAAGAAGCGUAGAUUUAGGAGCAAAUUCAAAUAGUGAUAGUCAAAAUGGUGAUAAUAUGUGGCACGGUUCGGUCAAUACUAGUACUGAUACUCUUGUGCCAAUUGAAAACUCACAACAAAAUAUUACUUGUAAGCAACAGCUGCAUUCAAACUCUGAAAGUCAUGACAUUACAGAUGGUAAUAAUGCAUUUUCAGUGAAAUCUAGCUUAAAUAAUUUAGACACAACGGUGGAAUUUAUUAAAGAGGAACGAAAAUCAAAUGAUAACAACAGCACAAAUAGUAAAAUUUUACCUAAAGUACACACUCCAACUUGUCGUCCUAAUGCCUUGUUAAACUCACUAGGCAAAACCACAAAUUUGCCUUCAUCUGUUGAUAUAAUCAGCGAUAACGCAGACAAGAAUGUAUUAUUAUAUGAUACUAGCUACGGGUGUAAAGGAGCAAUAAGUACAGAUGGAACUCUUAAAUCGGUAACACAAAUUCCUGCAACUAAUUCCAUGGACGAAAGUAUACUUAUAUUACCAGAACAUCAAAAACUCGAAAUUUCAGUAAGUGGAAAAUGUGAGACUAUUCCAAGUAAUGGCGUUACUGUAGCGACCUCUAACACACCUAAUUCAUAUUAUAACACAACUUUUACAACUACCUCCAAUCAACAAAGAAGAAGGCGUACGUCUUCAUCAAAUUCACGACGUGAAGCAUUUUUUACAAGACAAAUCAAUGGGAGCACAAAUUCGCGAUUUUCAUUACCGGGCGUACGUUCACUUCCUAUGACCCCGCCAGGUUUACCUGAACGAGCACAAAUUGCGCUUUCCUGCCCAGAUGGUUUGGCUCAUGCUUUAAGCGAACAGAAUAUAAGACUACAACAGAUUGUACAUGAGCAUAAGUUGCGUGAGGACGUUCUCUUACGUGAAAUACACGAUAUGCGAAUGGCACUGUUAAAAAAGGUUUGUCCAAAUUGCAAUAAUGCAGCAACCGCAGCAAAUGAGGAGCAGUGUUCUGCCUUAGAUAAUGUGGAAAAUGCCUCGAUAUGUUCGUGGGAGGCAGUUGAAGAUCGUAGCGGUCCUUCGUCAUGCGCCAGUUCCUCAAUACAGCCAAAUGCUACAAGUGUUCUUUGGGUUCCUGAUCAUGCAGUGUCUCGUUGCACAAGUUGUCAAACAGAAUUUUGGCUUGGUAGACGGAAACAUCAUUGCCGGUCCUGUGGUCAAAUAUUCUGCGCUGAUUGUUCGGAAUUUUGGGCACCCUUACCUGAUGAAAAACUUUUCAGUCCUGUCCGUUUGUGUGGUCCUUGCUACCAUUCAGUUACAACACGCAUGCAACAAGUUAACCAGUAUAAUAACGCAGCACUACUUCAAUUGGAACAGAGUACUGCAAAGGCAGCUGGAAACGGAAUGGGAGUUUCGAUGGCAGCGACGCCUUCACCACCCUCAGCAACUUCAAAAGCCUGAAAUAGUUUUUAGACUGGAAAGUAAAUAUUUACUACAAGUUAACAAUUUAUAAAACGAUAGGAAAAAAAUAUUGUAAACAAAAAAGUGAAAAAUUAAUGUUUGAUGAAAUAUAAUUAUGAAUAUUAUUAAUGUUGUUGCUGCUGCCAUAAAGUAUGUAGUGGUUAAAAUGAGUGUAGAACGUGAACGAAAAUGUGAAAGCUAUAUUAAUUGAUGUUAUCCUGAAACGAGGAGUUAAGGAGUUGAGAUGUACCAUAGAGAAGAUAAAAAACAAAGAACCUUAGUAACUGUGUCUUGACCUGACUUAACAAAAACUUUCAUAGUCUAGAGAAUUUCUAUAUUCAGCAAUUAUAAUUGUAAACAAAAAUUUUAAUUAAAUUUGUGAUAAUUAUUUA